Ustilago hordei is the source of this 1740-nucleotide messenger RNA. RefSeq lists its product as uncharacterized. Bases 1 to 1740 code for a protein of 579 amino acids. NCBI's taxonomy places the organism in Eukaryota, Fungi, Basidiomycota, Ustilaginomycetes, Ustilaginales, Ustilaginaceae. The transcript has a single exon. Gene Ontology annotation, cellular component: mitochondrial inner membrane. Gene Ontology annotation, biological process: heme A biosynthetic process. Gene Ontology annotation, molecular function: oxidoreductase activity, acting on NAD(P)H, heme protein as acceptor. The record is from RefSeq and is a predicted model, not a curated record.
AUGGCCGCUCGUAUGAUGCCCAGGUUAGGGUUGAGGCUCGCAGCUUCAGCCCCCGUCUCGAUCCUGUCGCCGACGAUGGUCCAGCGUUCGGCUUUCUCAACACUCAGAACGACAACAUCGGUUGGAUUGGGGAUGCCUCCGUUGUCGAUGACGCCGAGACCCUCCUCAGCACUGGAUAGGACAGCGGUAUGGAAGGCUCUGGCGAACAAGCGCUUCCAAUCAACCGCAACCAUCUCCCCUGCCGACCUACACUCAUCCGCUUCCUCCACCUCUGCAUCAACCUCCUCCACCAACUCCUCCAGCAGCAGCAGCAGCAAGACCUCAUCAACACCGCUCGUAUCCAAACCCAUCGUCGCACUGCAUCUUUACUCGCUCGCCUUCCUCGUAUACGCCAUCGUCGUAGUCGGUGGUCUCACCCGACUCACCGAAUCCGGACUCUCCAUCACCGAAUGGAAUCCAGGCUUCAAAGGCAUGCGUCUCCCCACCACAACUGAAGAAUGGAUCGCCGAAUGGGACAAGUACAAGCAGACACCCGAAUUCACCCUCCUCAACUCCAACAUGUCUCUCGAUGACUUCAAGAGUAUUUACAUGUGGGAAUGGGGCCAUCGAGUGCUCGGUCGAGUUAUCGGUGUUGCGUUCACCUUACCCGCCGCCUACUUUGUAACGCGAAAGUGGGUUGGUGUGGGGACCAGGUGGAAGUUAUUAGCCAUUGCAGCAGGUAUUGGCUUCCAGGGUUUCUUGGGUUGGUUUAUGGUCAAGAGUGGUUUGAGUGCGCCAGAAAAGAGUGCAACGCAGAAGAUGGUAGAGGUAGAAGGUGGCGAAGGCGUCAAGAGUGUUCCCACUAGUUCGGCACAGACUAGUGUUGCUGCGGCUGAUUGGACUCCGAGGGUAUCGCAUUUCAGGUUGGCGAUGCAUAUGGGUGCCGCUUUCCUUGUUUAUUUGGCCAUGCUGCAUACUGGCUUGGCCGUGCAGAGGGAUUAUAAAGCUGCCACCCUAACUGGGUCGGUUUCUGGUGUAAAGGCGAGAUCGCAGGCUGCGCUGCAGCAGUUGGCAAACACUCUCAACCACCCUUUGCUCCGAUCUCAUUCCAGGUUGACAAAAAUCGUUGCCGGUCUAGUCUUCACCACUGCCAUGUCCGGCGCACUCGUUGCAGGCUUGGAUGCCGGAUUGGUCUACAACGAGUUUCCCACCAUGGGUGAAGGCCGAAUCGCACCCCCAAUGGACGAGUUAAUGGACGACCGUUUCGCCCAGCGCUCAGAUCGAUCUGACAAAGUAAUUCGCAACCUUACCCAGAACCCAGUUACGGUGCAACUCAUCCACCGAACCCUAGCCAUCACUACCGCUUGCACUGUCCUUGCACUGGCCUUCAAGACUCGUCGUCUUUCCCGAGCCUACUCUUCCGCUGUCAAAGCAACCAGCGGCGGUACAGGGAUAGCAGAAAUGAUGCCAGUACUUCCUCCUCGAGUGUCGCAGCUAGCAAAUGCGAGUGUAGCCCUCGUCGCAGCACAGGUUACGUUGGGCAUCACGACAUUGAUCUACAUGGUACCCAUUCCGUUAGCUAGUGCUCAUCAGGCGGGUAGUCUGGCCUUGUUGAGUGUGUUGGUCGCCUUGCUUUCCGCGCUGAGACCGAUUCCAGCAAAGAUCUUGGCAAGCGGGUUGCAUAAGCAGAGUGACGUACUGGGCAAGGUGUUGAAGAAGGAGGUUCAUGCCCGAGCUGCUCCGCUGGCGGCCAAGUUGUAG